AUAAUUUCACUGGAGGCAGAUCUUCGUAAGUGUAACUCAAGUCUUCAGACUCUUACGGAUAAAAAUGCACAAAGCUUUUCCACGUUAGAAAAUAAAUUAAACAUUCUAUCCCAAAAACAUGCGGACAUUGAACAAAAGUAUAAAGAGCUACAGGAAAAAGUGUCGGAAACUGAGAUGGAGAUUAAAAAACAAGGCAAACUGGUGUGCGUCUUGAAAAGUCAAGUAAAGAGAACAUCAACUAUAUGAAAAAAGUGGAAAUCACGUCAUACUGGGUGGAUAUCCUUCUGGUGUGCAUAAUUCUAAUUUGCUGAUCACGAUCACCACUAUGACAAAAGGAAGCAAUAAUAGAAACACAGGUGUUGGUUUUGCGCCUGAUAAAGAUAAGGUCAUCCAAUUAGAAAAGAAACCAGCUGUGGUCAGCUUUAUUCUGUUUUCAUCUGAAGCCCACAAGAGACUGGCAGAUCACUUUCUUGAUGAUUACCAUUACAUCAUCGUACACAGUUCUCAAGACAUAUCAAAAAUCUACUCUAAGGUUGUUUACCUCUUUGUGGAUUUUAUCGAUCGCAAUAUCAUAUUGGAGGCCGAGACAGAGACCCAACAAAUCAAAAGGGAAACCGUAGAAACCAUAAGGCAUAUUGGAGGUACGCCAGUUGUGAUUUACAGACUGCACUCAGAAUCUAGGAAUCUAGAGAAUGGAAAGCUCAAUUCGGACAAAUUAAACUCAAUACAGAGUCAUCCAACUUUCCGAGACCUCUCAGCAAAUAACUAUGUAUUUAGUAUUGACAAAAAAUUUACUGAAUAUCAACGAACUAAUCUGACAAAGUUCUUGGAAAAUUAA
This is a messenger RNA of Saccostrea cuccullata (small rock oyster), 838 nucleotides long. RefSeq lists its product as uncharacterized. The record is from RefSeq and is a predicted model, not a curated record. The coding region runs from base 326 to 838 and encodes 170 amino acids. The transcript is spliced from 5 exons. NCBI's taxonomy places the organism in Eukaryota, Metazoa, Mollusca, Bivalvia, Ostreida, Ostreidae.